GCGGUGCGCAUGUGCGCGAGUGUGCUUUACCUCUCCGGGUAAAGAUGGCGGAGCGCGGUUACAGCUUUUCGCUGACUACAUUCAGCCCAUCUGGUAAACUUGUCCAGAUUGAAUACGCUUUGGCUGCUGUAGCUGGAGGAGCCCCUUCAGUGGGAAUUAAAGCUGCAAAUGGUGUGGUAUUAGCAACUGAGAAGAAACAGAAAUCCAUUCUGUAUGAUGAGCGAAGUGUACACAAAGUGGAACCAAUUACCAAACAUAUAGGUUUGGUCUAUAGUGGCAUGGGCCCAGAUUACAGAGUGCUUGUGCACAGAGCUCGAAAACUGGCUCAGCAAUAUUAUCUUGUUUACCAAGAACCCAUUCCCACAGCUCAGCUGGUACAGAGAGUAGCUUCUGUGAUGCAAGAGUACACCCAGUCAGGUGGGGUUCGUCCAUUUGGAGUUUCUUUACUUAUUUGUGGAUGGAAUGAGGGACGACCAUAUUUAUUUCAGUCAGAUCCAUCUGGAGCUUACUUUGCCUGGAAGGCCACAGCAAUGGGAAAGAACUAUGUGAAUGGGAAAACAUUCCUUGAGAAAAGAUACAAUGAAGAUUUGGAACUUGAAGAUGCCAUUCAUACAGCCAUCUUAACCCUAAAGGAAAGUUUUGAAGGGCAAAUGACAGAAGAUAACAUUGAAGUUGGAAUCUGCAAUGAAGCUGGAUUUAGGCGACUUACUCCAACUGAAGUUAAGGAUUACUUGGCUGCCAUAGCAUAAUAAUGAAGUGACUGAACAAUCCAGAAUUUCAGAUAAUCUAUCUACUUAAACAUGUUUAAAGAAUGUUUUGUUUUGCAGACUUUUUGCAUACUUAUUUCUACAUGGUUUAAUGGACUGAUGUUUUUAAAAAUGACACUUAUAAAUCAUAAUAAACUGUUAAAUCCAACUUGCAGCUUUUUAGGAGUUAGUAAAAUUUUAACAGUAUUUCCUGCUUUUUAUCACAGUUGAUUUCUGGAAGCUACAUUGCAAAACAGAAUGAUGAAAUCAUUUUUCAGUUUUAGUGCACUUUUGGUUAAGUCAAAUCUUGUUGACCCUUUACCACCAGAUGCUGCCUGUUUCCAUAAAGCAAAAUGCUGAUUUUAAUAAACACUACUUUUAGAACUGGGAGAAUACACAGACUUUCAGGGACAAGAAAUGAAGCAUAGGGGUUAGGCACCAUUAGGUGUGAAUAUGAGAUCCGGCAGUGCCCUUUGUGAUUGUAUUGAAGCUAUGAAGAGGGUUCAGCCAAAUACGUCUCCUAUGAAAGAUAUAUCAAGUAAAUAAACCAUGGUUUACUGUU
This is a messenger RNA of Sciurus carolinensis (gray squirrel), 1308 nucleotides long. It is a transcript of the gene Psma2, whose product is annotated as proteasome 20S subunit alpha 2. The transcript is spliced from 8 exons. NCBI's taxonomy places the organism in Eukaryota, Metazoa, Chordata, Mammalia, Rodentia, Sciuridae. Gene Ontology annotation, cellular component: proteasome core complex, alpha-subunit complex; proteasome core complex. The coding region runs from base 45 to 749 and encodes 234 amino acids. The record is from RefSeq and is a predicted model, not a curated record. Gene Ontology annotation, biological process: ubiquitin-dependent protein catabolic process.